AUUGCACUUCUCGUGUUCUAGUCAACGUAUUUACUUUAUUCGUCCAAAGCCAAAUUCUCUUACAAGUGCGGCUUGCAGCUGUAAUUAUAAUUUUAUUGGGGAGGCAAAUCGAGUCAGCGGUAGAUUUUUUAUUAGUUUCUAUAAAGUAGAAAGUAUUGUUCUCGAGUCGAACGAAUGACAAAUAAAUAAUAUCGAUUGCAGUAAUAGCAUUGCAUUCAUUUAUUGCGCCAUUAUUAUAUAUAUACGCAGCAGACAACCUCGCAAACGCGUUCAAUCUAGUGCAAAAUCAUCAGGGAAGUCCGACGAUUGCUCCGACGAUUGGCCGGUAUAUCACAGUUAAGUCGAUUUUCGCAGACUGGAUCAAACCGCAAAAGAUGAAGCUCACAAAAUGGAAACACCAGGUGCAGCUGCCAUGCCUUUAUGGGAAAAAAUCGUAGUUCUGUUUGUUAUCACCAUCAGUGUCACCAGCCUCUACGCCGUGAUUUACACAUAUUUGGGGCAUCAUCAGGCGGAUAAUUCCACGGUGUCAAGAAUCGAGUGGGGAGCUCAACCGCCGAUGUGGACACCUACACCUUUGCCUACCCAACCAACCCCCUACGUGAUCAUCAGCCACACAGCCACCGACUUCUGCAAUACCAGAGCCAAAUGCAUCCGAAUUGUUCGUGUUGCUCAAUCCAUACAUAUUGAAUCCAACGGUUGGAACGACAUAGCCUACAACUUUCUCGUCGGCGGCGAUGGCAACAUCUACGAGGGUCGCGGUUGGGACAUUCAAGGAGCUCACACCUACUUUUACAAUCACAAGAGCAUUGGUAUCUCUUUUAUCGGGACCUUCACGAAUGCAAAACCCACAGCUGCUCAACUUUAUGCGGCUCAUAAGCUUCUCCGUCACGGCUUGCAAACUGGAAAGUUGACCGAGGAUUACAAAUUGCUGGGGCACAGACAGUGCAGCACAACUGAGAGUCCUGGAGAGCAGCUGUACAAGAUCAUCCAAACUUGGAAACACUGGUCACCCACACCUUGAGAAGAGAUGACAGCGGCGGGAACCGAGCAGUGUUGAAAACACGUGUUCUAUGACUUAUUGGUAACUACCGGAAUCACUGCACAUUUGCAUUACUACUCAUCGCUGGUAAAUUUUAUCGGACAUGGUCAAUUACGACCCCUUCAAUCAAUGUUGGAGAAAAUGAAUGGAAUAAAUUUCGAUGAGGACUUUGCAAAAUAUUGUUGAUGAUUUUGCUUUAUUGUGAUAACUGAACGUAAGAUUUCAAAUCUGGUGAAAAGUGAGUUGCCAAAGAGAGAUCCUUACAAAAAUAAUUGAAUGACCUUGCUGUUCAAGAAUGAGUACUCGGAUUAUCGAGAAAACUUGAUUGUUUGUGAAACUUCCAAUUCGCAUGAAUUCUUGAUGACGCUUAGUGGGUAUUUUACGACGAACAAUUAUUUCGUGUAAUAUUUAGAUACUUAAGACUGAAUUUUGACAUUUAUACAUAUCGCAGUUAUUGUUAUAGGUUAUUUUCUUUUUACGAUGAUAGUGCAAUCCUUCGGGAAAAAUAAGUUUUACGACAUUGAUUCAAAUAGCAUUAAGGCUCGAGAAUAAUAAAUGGCAAAAUAAAUCAAACA
Nasonia vitripennis (jewel wasp) is the source of this 1614-nucleotide messenger RNA. RefSeq names its product peptidoglycan recognition protein. The transcript has 3 exons. The record is from RefSeq and is a predicted model, not a curated record. Gene Ontology annotation, biological process: innate immune response; peptidoglycan catabolic process. The coding region runs from base 389 to 1021 and encodes 210 amino acids. Gene Ontology annotation, molecular function: N-acetylmuramoyl-L-alanine amidase activity; peptidoglycan binding; zinc ion binding. Lineage: Eukaryota; Metazoa; Arthropoda; Insecta; Hymenoptera; Pteromalidae.